GAGCAGCAGGAAGUGAAGCUCGCUGCGUCUCUCGACUCAUCAAUGCAGCUUUCAUUCUCCCUCAGCGGGGCAACAUGGACGCUGUACAAAAGCACCACUGGUACUUCGUGGUACUCCUCUUCCUCCCUUCUCUUAAAGUUGCAGAGGUGCAGACGGAGGGGUCCACGGUGCGUCUGGAGGAGGGCAUGGUCCUCCCCUGCCUCUGUCCUUGGAACGGAAACCUCAGCAUGGUUUCCUGGACUAAAGACCCCGACAAGUCCUCCGUCGCCGUGUACCACCCUGAGCACGGAGAGCACAUCCCGAACCCCUACACGGAGAGGGUGGAGUUCCUGAAGACGACCCACAUGGAUGGAAGUAUCUCCAUGAGGAACGUCACGCACCAGGACAUCGGGACGUACCACUGCUCCGUGCAGACCUUCCCCCGGGGGCCCUGGACCCAGAGCAUCCAGGUGGAGGACUUAGACGAGCCCCCAGACGACAGCACGGAGGAAGAGGAAGAGGAAGGCUCAGACCCCCCCACCCUCGGUGGGAUCAGGACGGACACAGAACUGGUGGCCGAGCCCGACAGCAACCUGACCAUCAGCUGCAACCACGAGCACAACGGCACCGUGUACCAGGUUGUUCUGGAGAGGAUUCCCCCCGGACCCUCGGGCAUCAUCGGGGUCUGUAAGAGGGUCAAUGGGGGGGGUCUCCUGAAGGAGGGGGACCUCAUGCAGGAGGAUUACAGCGAAAGAGGACAGGUGAGCUGUGAGGACAGUCUGGAUGUAAACCUGCACCUGACGGGCGUGCAGGCAGAGGACGGGGGUCUCUACCGCUGCACCUUCAGCACCGACGCAGGGGUCAGGACCACCACGGUGCUGCUCACUGUGUCCCCCCCAGGUGGAUUCAGCCUCUCUGUGUACAUGAUGUGUGUUUACGUCGGGGCUGGGACUGCUUUUCUUAUUCUACUCAUCGUCAUCAUCAUACUAGCAGUGAACCGAAGGAAGAAGCACCGCAGGGAGGAGUACCGGGUGAAGCUGCACCCCUCCCAGAGACAGUGGAGGCAGUGGCAGAGGCAGUAAUGGAUAUGCAGACUUUUCUGCUUGAAAACGAGACAAAUGUGGAACGUAAAGGGACAAUUUAGUUUGGAUCACGAGUGUGUGCUGUUCCCCGGCAUCUGUACAAUUAUGUGUGUGUGUGUGUGUGUGUGUGUGUGUGUGUGUGUGUGUGUGUGUGUGUGUGUGUGUGUGUGUGUGUGUGUGUGUGUGUGUGUGAGAUACUGAAACUGAUGUGUGUGACUGUACAUGCCUCCCAUGUGAUAUAAAUAAAACAAUGUGUUAGCCUCUACCUCGUUAUUUCCUGUGAAGCGGGGGUGUGACGAGAGAAAAGAGAACCGACUAUUUGAAGCACAGAAAAUGUAUUUUCUAGGAAACAACAAAUGUGAAGAUGAAGGUUGAGCGCCUCCGGAAUAGUUUGACAGAUUUUAGAAACUGCUCAUUGUCUUUCUUGUUAAGAGUUGUAUGAGAAUACUCGCCGUGUUUGUACGAUGAAGCAUUUAGCACUCAGUUAGCUUAGCACAAACACUGUAAAUGGGGGGAAACAGCUAGCAUGAAGCUAACAUGUCAUAUAUUGUUUGUUAAAAAGUGUGUUAAAUGUACUUUUUGGGUUUUUUACAGAGGGGUUUGGUGACAGAAGUCUUGUUCAUAGGGUCUGUUCAAACCUCUGAUUUUAUUUAUACAUUAUCUUGAAGAAAUAUAUAAGAAAUGUGCGAUUUAAUC
This is a messenger RNA of Notothenia coriiceps (black rockcod), 1757 nucleotides long. It is a transcript of the gene cd226, whose product is annotated as CD226 molecule. Gene Ontology annotation, molecular function: cell adhesion molecule binding. The record is from RefSeq and is a predicted model, not a curated record. Gene Ontology annotation, cellular component: external side of plasma membrane. The transcript has 6 exons. Bases 75 to 1061 code for a protein of 328 amino acids. Gene Ontology annotation, biological process: positive regulation of immunoglobulin mediated immune response; positive regulation of natural killer cell cytokine production; cytokine production. Lineage: Eukaryota; Metazoa; Chordata; Actinopteri; Perciformes; Nototheniidae.